UUCUAUCAACACAGGUAAAGGGCCUCCCUAAAGCACUUAAGUGACAGCCUUUCUGUUUCAGAGAAAAGCAAGGCCCGUAUAUGUAAACCUGGCAGUGAAAGAGAAAACAGAUCAUUCUCUUAAGCAAUCAAUGAUUUGGAAGCAGGUGGUCAACUCAGUUAGCUUCAGACUGCAACUUUUCAAAAUCACUUUUUAGACAGCAAGCAAAACAGCUGGGUGUAUAGCAUCCUGGAAUCCUCCUCCAAGUGUGCAGAUCCUUCGUGUCUCCAGGAACUCCAGGUCUCACCAUGGUGGAGUCUGAGCGCCUCUCAGCCCAUGGCUGCUGGACUGCCUUCACCAAUUUCUUGUGCACCAGAAAGGGAACUCUCCUAUUUGCUGAGACUAUACUGUGCCUGGUGAUUCUAAUCUGGUUCAGCAUCUCAACACCAGGAUACUCCACUCUGUCAGUGGUUGAGAUGAUCCUUGCUGAGAUCUUCUUUGUCAUCUACAUGUGUGACCUACCUACCAAGAUACAAUCCAUCAACUGGCCUUGGACUGAUUUCUUCCGGUCCCUCAUUGCCGUCACCCUCUACCUAAUCACCUCCAUUGUUGUCCUUGUCGACAGAGGAAAUAGCUCCAUAAUCAUUGCAGGGGCACUGGGCCUUGCUGCUGCAUGCCUCUUUGGCUAUGAUGCCUACAUCACCUAUCCCUUGAGGUAAUAAAGAUAUACAGCAGCUCUGACUGACUGUG
Molecule: messenger RNA, 729 nt
Organism: Lutra lutra (Eurasian river otter)
Lineage: Eukaryota; Metazoa; Chordata; Mammalia; Carnivora; Mustelidae
Product: proteolipid protein 2-like
Exons: 2
Coding region: 288-698 (136 amino acids)
Cellular component (GO): membrane
Source: RefSeq, a predicted model, not a curated record